UAUAUUGUUCUCUUCUGCCACUCUUUUUGAUUAUCCCACUAACAAUUUUCCAUCAUUAUACCUUCUUAUUUAAGUGAGCAAAUAUAUUUAAACCGUAUGUCCCCCUUUUGACACCUUUUCUCCUUACCAUUCACACUUUUUAUAUCAACUUUGAAAUCCAAAUCCCACCUUCAAAAUCUCAUUUUUUCCACUAAUCAAAUCAAACCCAUUUCAAAAAUGCAGAUUUCUAUAUGGGUUUCUAAAAUCUUGAUCAUUUUCUUGGUUUGUGUUUGUGGGUUGUCACAAGCCCAAAUCUGUUCCGAAGUUGAUAGGGCCGCACUUCUCGGGUUCAAAGCGAGAAUCGUGAAGGACACUACUGGUAUUGUGUCUUCUUGGAUCGGUAAAGAUUGUUGUGCAGGCGGUUGGGAAGGCGUUCAAUGUGAUCUCACGGGGCGGGUGACACAAAUCUUGUUACAAAGGCCAGUUGAUAAAAAUAGUGGUGUUUACAUGAAGGGUAUCCUGUCCCCUACUUUAGGUGACUUGAAGUUUUUAGAGAUUUUGGUGAUUAGUGGGAUGCAGAGGCUAUCAGGUACAAUCCCGUCAAGUUUUUCGGGUCUUAAACGUCUCACGCAACUUGUGCUCGAAGAUAACUCGAUCGAAGGAACCAUCCCUUCAAGUUUAGGCCAAUUGUCCUUACUCCAAACACUUUCAUUAAGCGGAAACCGCUUAACCGGCCCAAUCCCGCCCACUUUACAAAAGUUAAACAAGCUUCUUCAGCUUAACUUAGCACGAAACUCACUCUCGGGCACCCUUAGUUUCGUAAACCUUACCCGUUUGCAGUAUCUUGAUUUAAGUUACAAUAUGUUAUCAGGCCCGAUCCCACUCGUUAUCGGACAGUUGUCGGAUUUGGUAUUCCUCGACCUUUCUAAUAACCGAUUCGCGGGUCCCAUACCCAAUUCGUUCGGCAACUUGCAGAAGCUUCUAGACUUGUCCUUGAACAACAAUCUACUGACUGGCCAACUCCCGCCAUGGAUAGGGCGGCUCAAGUCGCUUAACACACUCUCUCUCGGUUUCAACCAGCUCGUUGGUCAAAUCCCGGAAUCUAUCUCCCAAUUACCGCACUUAUGGUACCUUAAUUUAUCUCGAAAUUCACUUUCGGAUCCUUUACCUAAUGAUGCAUUAUCUAAGGGUAUCCCUUCUCUACUGUCUAUAGACCUGUCUUACAAUAAGUUCAAUUUUGGAACCGUUCCGAAGUGGAUUACAAACCGACAGCUGUCAGCUGUCGGUUUGGCAGGGUGUAAUCUCAAAGGGUUGUUACCGGUUUUUACAAAACCAGAUUCACUCACAUCUAUAGACCUUUCUGACAACCGUUUCACAGGAGGGAUAUCAAGUCUCUUUCAAAAAAUGUCUAGCUUGCAAAAGGCGAAAAUGUCAAACAAUCAACUUAAGGGGAAUCUAUCGGAUAUCAAACUUCCGAGUGGGCUCGCGUUACUGGACCUCCACAAAAAUGAGCUUUCGGGCACGCUAUCGGAUCUGAUACAGUCAACGGGCCGGUUCUUGGAGACACUUGACUUGUCGAGCAAUCAAAUCACAGGGACGAUUCCUAGUACGAUCUCGAAGCUUGCCGCGCUCAAGACGUUGGAUGUUUCGAGAAACCAUAUAACGGGGACGAUUCCACCGAGUUUGGGAAAUGUGUCAAGAUUAGGGUGGCUGGAUAUAUCAAUCAACUCGAUCGGAGGAAAGAUACCAACUAACUUGUUGAUGAUUGAAAAAUUAAAGCAUGUUAAUUUCAGGACAAACAAGCUAUGCGGCGAAAUCCCACAAGGAAGACCGUUGAACAUCUUCCCGUCGGCUGCUUAUGCACACAAUCUUUGCUUAUGUGGCAAGCCGUUGACACCUUGUAAGCAAGGUUAAACCGAUUAGUGGCUCCGGUUGGGCCAGCAGGAUGCUGACUCGUCGUACAAAGCCAUCGUUCGACAAGAGGGAUUGUAAGAUUAUGUUGUAUGUCUUACUUUAAGUUUUUAUUUUUAAGCAUUAGAUUAGAUGGUUUCAUCAUCCUUUAGAGCAAUAAAGUAUGAUCAACUUGUAGCCUUGUAGGCAACUAUUUGUUAUUUCCAUACUAAUGUUAUAAUCAGUUAAUGACAAGAAAGAUUUAUGAUUUAUAUAAACCAGUUCAACCUUUGUUUGUUUCCUUGAGGGUGAAGAAACUACAUCAUUAUCAGUAUUUGAUCU
This is a messenger RNA of Helianthus annuus (common sunflower), 2211 nucleotides long. RefSeq names its product probable leucine-rich repeat receptor-like protein kinase At1g35710. The transcript has a single exon. Lineage: Eukaryota; Viridiplantae; Streptophyta; Magnoliopsida; Asterales; Asteraceae. The coding region runs from base 217 to 1893 and encodes 558 amino acids. Gene Ontology annotation, molecular function: protein binding. The record is from RefSeq and is a predicted model, not a curated record.